CUUUCCGUCAGCUUGAGCAAACGGCAGAUCAGCCACAUGCAAAGAAUAUCGAUCAAAAAAAAGAAAAGGAAAAAAAUAACAGUAUUAGAAGUGUAAGCUUUACCCCCAAAAAAAUAUCCGAAUGGAAUAAACAAUCACAUUAUUGACAAAUUGGGGGGAAAAGAAAGAGAGAGAGAGAGAGAGAGAGAGAGAGAGAGAGACAUUAUCUACCUCGUCAAUCUUAAAUCGUUUUUUUGUUUUUUUUUUAAACAAAAUAGAUAUAUAUAUUUUUAAGAAAACUAUUUAAAAACGUAAACUUUCUACUAUUGUAUUGUACGCAUCGGUGUUAUUAUUAUUAUUAUUAUUAUUAUUAUUAUUAUUAUUAUUAUUAUUAUUAUUUAAUGAUUUUGCAUCGAUCCUUGAUUUGCUCUCCAGAAGCUAUGCAUACGGUUCAAAAGGACACUACUUUCACAAAGAUAUUUGUUGGUGGGUUGCCGUACCAUACCACGGACUCUUCCCUGAGAAAAUACUUCCAGGUUUUUGGAGACAUCGAAGAAGCGGUCGUCAUUACAGACAGACAGACCUCCAAGUCUAGAGGCUAUGGCUUUGUGACCAUGGCGGAGCGGAGCGCUGCAGAGAUGGCCUGCAAAGACCCCAAUCCCAUCAUCGAUGGCAGGAAGGCCAACGUGAACCUGGCUUACCUGGGAGCCAAACCCCGCAGCAUGCAGACAGGUUUUACUCUUGGUGUUCAGCAGAUUCACCCAGCCCUAAUCCAGCGGCAGUAUGGGCUGGCUCAACAGUACAUGUACCCGCAAGCCUUCGUCCAGCCCAGCCUGAUGAUCCCCAGCCAGCUGUCCUCCGUCAGCUCCCCCUACGCCGACUACAAUGCCAUCUGCGCCCAGUACGCCUCGGCCGCCUUCGAGCAGUACCCCUACGCAGCCUCGCCGGGGUUCCUGGGAUACAGCUACCCCCCCACCGUCGCCGCCGCAGCAGCUAGUGCCAUGCAGCAGCCCCUCUCCACAGCCGCCCACACCCCCGCCGCUGCCUUCGUGCAGUACCCCUCCCAGCAGGUCCAGCCCGACCGCCUGCAGUAGAUUGGGCUUGGGGGUGAGUCAGUGGGGGGGACAAGGGCGGCACAAUCACACCAGGGGAGGGAACUUAUUGCACUAUAAUAAAGAGGACUGCUGGCGAGCGGAAGGAUACAGGAUUGCAUCAAGGGCUUCCAUUCCACUUCCCUCCCCUUGUUUGCAAGAAGAAGAUUGUUGUUGAAACCAACAAACUGUAAUCGGCAUGACCAAGGAUUAGCUGGGGAUGCGGUGCUCUGACAGUGGAAAAAGAGGUCAGAUUCCGUUUGGAAAGGUGGGGAUGGGAUGGGACGGGACUAGAAAGAAAUACGAAGAUCUUGAUCAAUUGUAUCACCUGUUAAUCGUCCGCUACCAUUUUACCUUCGCUGCGUUUGGAGGAAGUCUGAGGUACUACAGAACACACAGGCUUGAAAUUGGCACCCUCUGUUCUACAGAAAGAGGAAAUUCAAACCAAGCAGCAGGAGUACUUUGAAGACCGCUGGCUGUUGUUGAUUCUGAAUGUGUUAGAGCUCGUCACUGGAGCUGUCAACACCACAAGCCAAUUUAAAAAACAAAAUGUAGAUAGGAUUCUCUUUCUUUCUUUCUUUCUUUCUUUCUUUCUUUCUUUCUUUCUUUCUCUCCACACACAGAUUAAAUUAUGAUAAGUAGAUUCACAAGAUGAUUUCAAUAUGCAAUUAAGGGGGGAAUGGGGGGGUGGGGUUGGUGAAAAUAAAUAUUUCUGAAGUAGUCUCUGGAAGUAUGGAUUAUUAGAACUGUUCUAAAAUUCUUAAAUGAUGCUUUUUUCUUUCUUUUUUUUUUUUUUUUUAAAUACAAACUAAUUUUUCAUACGUCCAAAGUACACUUGUUUUAUUUUAACUUCUUUUUUUUUUUUUUUAUAGCUGCAGCUUUAAGAUACAUCUACAGUAUUCAUGUCAAGAUAUUUAAGAAAAGAAAAUAGCUGAAAAAGUUACAAACUAUUAUUUUUUUUAUUUUUUUUUGAUGAUCAAACUUCUUUCUAAACUUGAAUAAAGACAAUAAUUUCACACACACCAGGGGGAAGGAGUUUACAAAGAAGCAGCUGUUAGCUGACACGAAGAUUUGAUUACUGUUAUUUAUAAACGUUGGAGCCAUCAAAACGGGCAAAUUGUUUAAAAAUAAAUAAAUAAAUAAAUAAUUAAAAAAAAUAAAUUGUAAAUAUGAAAUGUC
Molecule: messenger RNA, 2249 nt
Organism: Acipenser ruthenus (sterlet)
Lineage: Eukaryota; Metazoa; Chordata; Actinopteri; Acipenseriformes; Acipenseridae
Product: RNA-binding protein 38-like
Exons: 4
Coding region: 381-1073 (230 amino acids)
Cellular component (GO): cytosol
Molecular function (GO): RNA binding
Source: RefSeq, a predicted model, not a curated record